GUUAUAUUAUACUCUUACAUGCAAAAAUGUUAUACAGCAUAACAUAAGAAGAUAUUAUAACACCGAUCUCGAUGCUUUAUUAAACAGAGAAUCGCGAUAGGGAUAUUGCAAAGUAAAACAAGAAGCAAACAGCUAGAAUUGCCAUGAAGGGACUUUACUGCAAUCCAGGAGACCAGGGUGAUGUGAAGUUUGUCUCACAGGAGACGAAUGUACCCACUAUCAUUGGCGACCAUCAGGUCAAAGUUCAAGUGAAAAGCUGUGUACUAAGUCCAGUUGAUUUUAAGCUGUAUGAGGACCUCAAGCUUGAGAAAGAACAGGUCCCAGUUGGAAGGGAGAUUGCUGGGGUUGUUCUUCAAGUUGGACCCAAAGUGACGUUUUUCCAGCCAGAUGAUGAGGUUGUUGGGAUUCUCCCUCUGGAUGCUGAGCAGUCUGGCCUUUGUUCUGUUGUGGUUACUGAUGAAUAUAAUUUAGUUCAGAAGCCUGAGAAAGUGAGCUGGUUUGAAGCAGCAGCAGUAAUUAAAGACGGUCUCAGGGCUUACACUGCUCUCCACACACUGGCUCGGAUGGCUGCGGGUCAGACUGUACUGGUCCUGGAUGGGGCUGGUCCCUUUGGAGUUCUGGCCAUUCAGCUCGCCCACUAUCACGGUGUGAAAGUCCUGGCUACAGCUUUGUCUCCGGAGGACCAGAGGUUUUUGGAAGAGCUCCGGCCGAGUGUGGGUGUGCAGGAAUCACUUUUGGCUCGAGUGAUCAGAGUGUGGGACUCAAAGGAGGAUUUGGUAGACUCGUGCCUUGAAGAAACUGGAGGUCUUGGAGUGGACAUCAUCAUUGAUUCAGGAGUGAGACUCUACGAUGAGGAGCCAGAAGCACAGAGGCAUUACCCACAUAAACAUGAUCUCCUUACCCUUCUUUCAGUUGGAGGUCAUUGGGUCACCACAGAACAUCACUUACAGCUGGACCCUCCUGACAGCCACAUUCUCUUCCUGAAAGCAGCAUCUCUCUCGUUCCUUAACGACGAGGUGUGGACAACAUCCCGUGCCAAGCAGGGCCGAUAUCUUCAUAUCCUGAAAGAUGUGAUGGACAAACUCUGCACAGGGACUUUCAGGCCGCAGUUGGAGGACCCUGUGCCUUUAUAUGAAGCUACAGUCUCCAUGGAAAUGGUGCAGAGAAAGCAAACGAGGAAAAGAAUAGCUGUCAAGCUCUGAAGAGGGCUCAAAAUGUUUUCCAUAAUUCUGUAAAAUUUAGUUGUUAUAAAUCUCAUGUUUUUGUCAGUUGCACUUUUAAUGGAUUGUUGGUAUUUAAAAACAUUAAAAUUCUUUGGAAAUCA
Onychostoma macrolepis is the source of this 1324-nucleotide messenger RNA. It is a transcript of the gene cryzl1, whose product is annotated as crystallin, zeta (quinone reductase)-like 1. NCBI's taxonomy places the organism in Eukaryota, Metazoa, Chordata, Actinopteri, Cypriniformes, Cyprinidae. The record is from RefSeq and is a predicted model, not a curated record. The transcript has 14 exons. The coding region runs from base 144 to 1202 and encodes 352 amino acids. Gene Ontology annotation, molecular function: oxidoreductase activity.